AUGACUGACUCCAAAGAGACCGAUCCACUACAACUCUUAAAGCAUUACACAGCUAAUAAUUUAACAUCUCAACUUCUUGAUCAAAGCUAUAACGUUGUUUCUAAACUUCAGGAUGCUACAUACAUACAGUUUGAUUCUUUACGAUUUGAUAAAAAUAUGCUAGCUACGUCUUUUCAAGGUCUAUCACAACAGAACUUUCCAUUAUCUGUUCUUUAUCACGCUACCACAACGAGGGAUCUGGAUUUUACUAAAUACAAUGAAGAUGCGACAGAAGAAAAAUUCACAAUACGUCUAAAUUACACUGAAAGGAAACAAUGGUUAAGCUUUGUCAGUGGCUCUUCACCUUUGGCAAACGAUUCCGAUAGGAAUUUAUUUGGAAAAACUUCAGAAAAGCGUAGGCACGAUAAUUCAGUAGAUAAUGAUCAUCAAAAUGCUGUGGAAAUAAAAAGACACAAAAAAGCACGCUUCGAGAAGGAUAAAAUUUGGAUGGAGAAUUACUUGAAAGAAUAUCAAUCUGCUUCGAACUGGCCUUGGGAGGAAUCAUUGGAAAGUAAAGACAAAGAAGAGAACUACUCGCAAUUUAUUCAAUAUGCAGAUCUCUAUUUCCUUAAAGCAAAAAGCCGUGAUCUGUCUGCUCAAGAAAGACCCGGCCAUCCUCGUACAUCAGAUCCUUAUGCGCGAACGCAUUAUCGUUCAGAUGUGAGACAAAGUUUGAAGACACCUAAAAACCCAUUGAUUUUGGUACCGCCAUCUCCUUCUGCAUUCGUUACCAUGUAUAAUAUAAAACAAUUAUUACAAGAUGCAAGAUUCGAAGAACAAGCCAAUCUUCGUGAUAAUCAAAAAAGGGAACACUUCAUUAAAAUUUGUCGAAAUGGAAAGACAUAUGAGUUCACAGAUUCAGUUGAUAAUUUACAGCAAUCAGAUUGGUUAGAGUACAAAAUUUUAAUGAACACAUACAUCGAAUAA
Molecule: messenger RNA, 966 nt
Organism: Cetraspora pellucida
Lineage: Eukaryota; Fungi; Glomeromycota; Glomeromycetes; Diversisporales; Gigasporaceae
Source: the annotation of a GenBank genome assembly